GCAAGAUUAGGAAAUAUCUUAAUAUUAAUAUAGCCAUAGCUCAAAUGGAAGCGCCCGUAUGGGAAAGUAUAAUAUACAACACAGAAAAAAUCGCAGUGCAAAAACUUAUCGUUUUUGCUUUUGGUAUGUUGUGUCUCUAUCCAUGACUAAGGUUCCAGAGCUACACGGGGUCAUGGGAUGAAUCGAUGCACGGAAAAAAUAUUGUAAAAUAAUAAAUCUAGUUACUUGAAGGAGGCAUAAGAAAAAAAUCCUCAUGGCCGUUAUUCCUCUUCUGUUUGGAAUGAAAUCAGCGGCGGUAGUUAUCUUCGCCAUGGCAAUAGUCACCGUUUUGACCCUGAAAGCCUACAUUGCCAGUAAAGUCGCCCUACUCGUCACUGUCGGCAUGGCAGCCAAAAAACUAUACGAAUCAUAUAGUAGCGGCGUCGGUUUAAACCACCCAUACCUUUAUUCACAAUAUCCGAUUGACUUUCCGAGCGCCUCUUCGCACGCGUACUCCGUCAGUGGAGUGAGCCCGCAAUUCGCAUCACCAGAGUUGUAUAGCCCAACCGCUCUGGGUGCACAGCAACAAGCACACGAGCUCUUACAACAACCAGAUGCGAGUGCUCAGCAGUCGCAACAGGCGCCCGCACUUCAGCUAGUGAACACAACGCGAGCUGCGGAGCGAUGGGACGGGUACCGGAGACGUCCAAUGUUUUAUGGAACCUCGCGCGCUACUUCAGGGUCCUAUUUGGCCUAUCACCCCCGCCAUUGAGCGCCUCCACAAUGGCAAUGCCAAUGUACGUUUUGCCACAAAUGUAUGAAGCUGAGCCGAUGUCAAUGCAGAUGCAACCGGUUCAAACAUAAUUGGACAACAAACUUUAGAUACUGGAUCAAGUGGCAACAAUUUUAGUUCAUGUCAGGCCACCACGCUUUUAUCUUGAUCCAUUCCCUUGCGUGGUGGUCUGACAGACAAAGCAAUCGCAAUGUUUUAAAUUGCCCGACUGUUAAAUUCUCUUAUCAAUAUCUCCUUGUACAGAUAGUCAAUAUGCAUUUUAAGACAUUGCUGAGUUGCCCACACUUAAUUUUUAAGACUGAACCUCUUAAAGACUGCUUAGCGCGAGCCCGUCGACUUUAUUUAAUUAAAGUAAUUUAUUGUUAAUGUUAAGUGUUG
Molecule: messenger RNA, 1150 nt
Organism: Chilo suppressalis (striped riceborer)
Lineage: Eukaryota; Metazoa; Arthropoda; Insecta; Lepidoptera; Crambidae
Source: the annotation of a GenBank genome assembly